Messenger RNA from Penicillium odoratum, 1188 nucleotides. RefSeq lists its product as uncharacterized. The record is from RefSeq and is a predicted model, not a curated record. NCBI's taxonomy places the organism in Eukaryota, Fungi, Ascomycota, Eurotiomycetes, Eurotiales, Aspergillaceae. The transcript has 3 exons. The coding region runs from base 1 to 1188 and encodes 395 amino acids. Gene Ontology annotation, molecular function: oxidoreductase activity.
AUGGCAACUCGAAAAUUUGCAGCUGUUGUUGUUGGCGCCGGUCCAGCUGGUGUCGCAGUUAUGGGCAAUUUGCUAGAGCGCCAGUUGGGCACGAUCGCCUGGAUUGACCCCUGUUUUGAGUCUGGCCGAGUCAACCGCAAGUAUCGCGAGGUUCCUAGCAACACCAAAGUAUCACUCUUUCAGGCCUACGCCACAGCAGUCCAACCCUUCAGGGCAGUAAUUGAGAGCACACGGCAACCAAAUGCAUUCACCACCAUGGCCAAGCUGGAUCAGGAGAAACCCUGCCACCUCCACUAUGCAGCCGACAUGAUCCGCGGACUGACAGACGGCCUCAUGAAGAGGGACGAUGUUUACCCCUGCCGCGGCUUCGUCACAGCAGCCAACCUAGCCGACAGGGCCUCCACAUCAAAGUGGAUUGUCCGUGUCAAGCGUGAUGACUCCACAGACGAGGUCGAGAUUGAAACCUCCCGUCUGAUCCUCUGCACAGGCUCCCACCCAACCAACAUUCCUGUGCCAGUCCCCGGUCUAGAUAUUGAGUGCCUAGACCUCGACACAGUCCUCAAACCAUCCGAACUCGCCCAGAUCCUCCCCACAACACAACCCACCACCGUCGCCGUCGUGGGUGCUUCACACAGUGCUAUUCUCGCCCUUCUCAACCUUGUCAAUCUUGCCCGCUCCACUCAUCCCCAUCUGCGAGUCAAGUGGUUCACGCGCCACCCUCUUCGCUAUGCGGAGUACAAGGACGGCUGGAUCCUGCGCGAUAACACAGGCCUCAAGGGCUCCGCGGCAGAAUUUGCACGCAACCAGCUCGAAGAUGAGCGGCUCCCGACCUCGUCGGCGGGGGAGGUGAUUACUAAGAUUGAUUGUGCGGGCGGCGAGGCGAGGGAAUCAGCGCAGUAUCAUGCUCACCUUCCUGGCUGUUCGUUUAUUGUUCAAGCAGUUGGAUUUACACGUGAUCCGCUACCGCAGCUUGUUAAGGGUGGGUCUCCGCUUGCGUUGGAGUUUGAUCAUGAGACGGGUCAUUUCCAUGAGCUUGGGAAUGGGCCUGUUAUUCCGGGACUGUUUGGUGCUGGCAUUGCUUUCCCGCAGAGAGUUGUUGAUCCUUACGGGAAUGUUGAGUAUGCGGUUGGCUUCUUCAAGUUUAUGAAAUUCUUGAAGACGGUUGUUCCUACUUGGGGAUCUGCUUGA